Molecule: messenger RNA, 2037 nt
Organism: Hemisphaericaspora subhashii
Lineage: Eukaryota; Fungi; Ascomycota; Pichiomycetes; Serinales; Debaryomycetaceae
Gene: UBP1
Product: ubiquitin-specific protease
Exons: 1
Coding region: 1-2037 (678 amino acids)
Biological process (GO): protein deubiquitination
Cellular component (GO): nucleus; cytosol
Molecular function (GO): cysteine-type deubiquitinase activity; cysteine-type endopeptidase activity
Source: RefSeq, a predicted model, not a curated record
AUGAAUUCAAAUUAUAGAUUUGGUCAUCGUACUGGACGUUUCUCCAAUAAAAAAUCAAAACAUUAUAAAUUUGCCCUUCGUAAUGGAGGAGCAAUUGGAGGAAUUAGUAAUGAAGGUAAUACAUGUUUCAUGAACUCGGUUAUCCAAUCAUUAGCUUCUUCACGAGAAUUGGUCAAAUUUAUAGAUUCUUAUCUUUAUACUGAAACGGAAAUUGUACAACCAACUACAGGUAAAUCAAUCAGAUUAAAAUCAGAUCAACCAAAACCUCAAUUAGUUUUCACUAAUGCUUUGAAAACUAUUUUGAAUAAUGUGAAUGGGAAAUAUGGAAGUAUAGGUAAAGAAUUCAGUUCAAAACAACUUUUAAACAAAAUGCCAAAUGGUCCUAAACAGAAUUUCUUCUCUGGAUAUAAUCAAGAAGAUGCUCAAGAAUUUUAUCAAUUGGUGAUGGAUCUUUUAGAAAAAGAAUACAAAAGAGUAAGUAUUUCUCGUCCAGCUACUCCCGAGCCUGAAAUCCCGGGUGAGAAACCUAAAGAAUCAACCAAAUUUAUUGAUGUUUCAUAUAUUUCUAAUUUGAUUUCUGGUUGUGAUCAAUUGGGUAAAUUGGGAUAUGUUUAUGUUCCCGCAUCCCAAGUUGAUCCUAAUUUAACUGGAGUGGAUCAUAAAGUAAUGUCAUUGGAAUUGAUCACACCAGUAGAUGGGAUGUCUGCAGAAAGAAUUGGUUGUUUGACUUGUGGUGAAGUCGGUGGAAUUAGAUAUUCGGUGAAUAGUGGAUUGAGUUUAAAUUUACCACAAAAUUCAAGUUAUUAUUCUAGCUUUACUUUGAAUCAAUUAUUAAAUGAAUGGAACAAUCCGGAAAUUAUUGAAGAUGUUAAUUGUAAUAGGUGUGGUUUACUUCAAACUAAAGAAUUCUUAAUGGAUACGAUUUCUCAAUCAAAACAGAAUUCAGUACCAGAAAAAUUAAUUGAACAAUUCCAAACUAGACUAGAUUUAAUUGAACAAGAAUUACUUAAACCUCAUAUUGAAGAUGAAAUAUUUGAAAAAUUAACAAUUAAGAAACAUAUCAAGAAAUCAAAAAAAUCAAAACAAAUCUUCUUAGGAAGACCUUCUCCAUUAUUAUGCAUCCAUAUAAAUAGAUCCGUCUUUGAUCCACGAACAUACAUGGUGAUGAAAAAUACCAGUAAUGUAACUUAUCCCGCAACACUCGAUCUUGGUCCAUACGUAGCCGAACCAGGUGAUAUCAACAUGGACGCCAGAUUACCAUUCCGCAAACAAGAUGAACGUUUCCACCACCACCACCACCACCACCAACAACAACAACCCGACACCGCCGACGGAGCAUCAUCACCUCAGUCACAAACAGGACUUUCAGCCAGUCCAUCAGAUUCAUCCCUCUCCUCCCUCGAAACCAAUCCAAAAUCAAACUCCACCACAAUGACAGUGCCGGACUCCCACUCCGCACCACCAGCCGCGGAACAGCUGCUCGACCCAAGAUUACAAUAUAAUCUAAAAGCCGUCAUCUCCCACUAUGGAACCCACAAUUAUGGUCAUUAUAUAUGUUAUAGAAAACUCCGAGGAUCAUGGUGGAGAAUCAGUGAUGAAUCGGUAUAUGUCGUGACUGAGGAGGAGGCUUUGAAUGGACAAGGGACAUUUAUGUUGUUUUAUGAGUAUGAUGAUGGAUAUGUUGAUCCUUCACUUGUUGAUGUGUCAGAUAGUGAUGAGGAAGAUGUAGAUGUUGAACUGGAGAAGGGAAUUAAGUUGAGAGAAAAAGCUAGUAGUGGAAGUAGUAUGAAUGUGGAUGAUGAAGAAAAUGAGGGUGAGGAAGAGGCUGAGGAAGAGGAAGAGGAGGAUGAUGCGGAUUAUGAAGGUGAGAGCAGCGGAUUGGAGAGUUCGGAGCUGGAGAAUUCGUCGAUGAUUGCUCAGCUGGAUAGAAUACCUAUUGGUGAUAAUGAGAAUGAUGACGACGAGCAGGAAGAUGAUACUUCGAUGAAUAGUACUCAUAUUGAUUUGGCGGCUGCUGAAGCACAGGUUCAUUUGUAA